CUGGUCACUCUAGCGAACUCCCAAUAUCGCACGCCCAGCAACAAUUGACCUGACAUCUGACCAGACCAGACGACCACCUGUAGCGCCUUCACGACCAGCCCGUGUGCCCAUCCCUUUGGUUGUCACAUACGUCCGCCGUCCGACCAUUUUCCCCCAUCGCGACCAGCCCUCGCGCUUCCCUGCGGCAUCCGCUGCUUGCCGCGCUGCUCCCCGCCGUCCCUCCCGCGGACUGCACCUUCCGCACGCCCCGCGUCUUCCGCUUCCUCGUGGCCGCUCCAUCUAGCAACCGCUUUUCCCGCCGGUCGCUUUCGACCCCGCUUCCUCCACUCAUCGCCCUACACGUGGCAGCGUCAUCGCGUCGCCCUCUCCGCAUCGUAGGCGUGUUACCUCAGAGCACCUCGAUUUUCAGUCAGCUCAGUACACGCGACUUGUCUUCUCACCAAGCCACGUCGACGGUCGGUUAGCUGUCUGGUUGACCAGGUCUGCCGGUGACCGUCAUCUCUGCCGGCGACCGUCAGUGAGCAUGAGGGCGCUGGUAGCAGUGAAGCGAGUGAUUGACUAUGCCGCCAAGAUCCGAGUCAAGGCGGACGGGUCCGGAGUGGAGAAGGCGAGUGUGAAGAUGUCGAUGAACCCCUUCUGCGAGAUAGCGGUGGAGGAGGCCAUCCGGCUGAAAGAGAAGGGCGCCAUCAAAGAGGUUGUGGCUGUCAGCCUGGGCGUGCAGCAGUGCCAAGACACCCUUAGAACGGCCCUGGCAAUGGGGGCGGACAGGGCGGUACUGGUGAAGGUGGAGCCUGCACAGGAGGAGGCACUGGAGCCGUUGAUCGUGGCGAAGCUGCUCAAGGGGAUUGCAGUGAAGGAAACAGCCGACCUGGUGUUCCUUGGCAAGCAGGCGAUCGACGACGACUGCAACCAGACGGGUCAAAUGCUCGCUGCGCUGCUGGACUGGCCGCAGGCCACCUUCGCGUCCAAGGUAGUCCUGGACGCCGCGGCAAAGAGCGCUCUGGUGACUCGGGAGGUUGACGAUGGGCUCGAGACAGUCAGCAUCAAGCUGCCAGCUGUCAUCACUACCGACCUGCGCUUGAACGAGCCACGCUACGCCACUCUCCCCAACAUCAUGAAGGCCAAGAAGAAGCCCAUAGCAGUGCUUUCGCCAUCAGAUCUCGGCCUUGACCUCGCAGACCCGGCCAGCCGCAGGGUGCAGGUGGUGCAGGUGAAGGAGCCGCCUCAGCGGGUGGGGGGGCGCAUUCUGCAGAGUGUGGACGAGCUGCUGGACAAGCUCAAGAACGAGGCCAAGGUCUUGUAACGAGGACAAGGCUUACAGCAAAGGGAUGGACAGGGUGGGUGGUGCAUGCCGGCUUCGUUGAUCAACCUCUUAAGGUUCAGAUGGCAUACAAUGCCUUUGGUGGUAGAAAUUAAUGAUGAAGCAAGAGAUCAUUCUAUAACAUAAGACAUGCACAAGUGGCGAAAAAUAUACUAGCACCUCUAGCAUGCACAGAACCUAAACUGGCCUCUAAUGCUGCCCAUGCACAUGCAGCACGUCCAAUUCCAAGAGAGCUGUGUUAAAAUUAUAUAAGUUAUAUAUCAUUGA
Closterium sp. NIES-67 is the source of this 1588-nucleotide messenger RNA. Lineage: Eukaryota; Viridiplantae; Streptophyta; Zygnematophyceae; Desmidiales; Closteriaceae. The record is from the annotation of a GenBank genome assembly.